CAGACGGGGAGCGCGCUGCGGCGGAGGCCGGGCCGGGCUGUGCCGGCUGCUGAGGGCAGCGGGGGAGAGGGAGAGAUGGCAGUUCCAGCAGCCGCUGCUAUUCGGGUUCCUGUUUUUUUCAACAGAAGCAGGUGAAGGGAACAAGAUUCGCCAAAUGAAGAAGGGCAGGAGGCCGAGUGUGAAAGGCCAGGGAACCGUGACCUGCUGGAGAACGGCAGAACCAGAAUCAAAGAAAAAGAAGAAGCUGGUGGCUAUUCAUCAGGCCUUGAAUGUUGACCCGGUGGAUGUGGAGACUCUACGGCGGUCUGCCAUUAGCGAGGGUGGGCUUCUGACUGAUGAGAUCCGCAGGAAGGUCUGGCCAAAGCUGCUGAAUGUAAAUGUUUACAACCUACCUCCAAAACCAGGCAAGGAUAUAAGGGAAGGCCACAAAGACUACAACCAGGUGCUCAUGGAUGUACAACGGUCGCUGCGCAGGUUUCCUCAUGGCAUGCGAUCAGAGGAACGAGGAGUCCUACAAGAGCAACUGAUCAAUGUCAUUCUUUACGUCUUGCAAAGGAACCUACAGCUUCACUAUUAUCAGGGCUAUCAUGACAUUGUCGUGACCUUCCUCCUGGUUGUCGGUGAAAGGAUGGCCAUUGCACUCAUGGAGAUACUAUCUUCCCAUCAUCUCAGGGAUUUUAUGGAUCCCACAAUGGACAGCACUAAACAUAUUUUAAACUACCUAAUGCCACUUCUGGAGCGGGUAAACCCAGAACUCCACAACUUCAUGCAGAGGGCUGAGGUCGGCACCAUCUUUGCCCUGAGCUGGCUGAUCACCUGGUACAGUCAUGUCCUCUCCAAGUUUCGCCAUACCGUCAGGCUCUAUGACUUUUUCCUGGCGAGUCACCCACUGAUGCCAGUCUACAUUGCAGCGGCGAUUGUGUUGCACAGGGAGAAAGAAGUACUGAGGUGUGACUGUGACAUGGCCAGUGUCCAUCAGCUACUGUCCAAAAUACCGCAGGACCUUCCUUAUGAGGUGCUGAUCAUCAAAGCGGAGGAGCUCUUUUCCCACUACCCACCCCCAGAGCUUGCAAAACAAGCAGCACUUCAGCUACACAAAAGCAUCGCCAUCAGCACCUUCCAGGAUUUCCAAAUGUCAACAUCUCAGCAGCGUCCUGAUGCCGUGCUCCGCAAGCAGUUCCAGGAGAAGCCUCGCCCACCACCUGCCAACGCCGAGGGGGCAUCUCCACUGGUGGGGGCCAACCAACUGGUCAAGAUGGCGGUGUGGGGACUGACGGCAACCCUGGGGGCAGCCGCUUUUGCUGUGGUGAACUCAGCGGUGGAUUGGGCCCCUGAGUUUGUUUUUCAGCUGUUUCCGUAGCCAGUGACUGAGGCAGAGCCUGUGGCACACAGCCGGCUGAACUGGGAGAGAAAUCCCUGCCGACUCUCAGCCAUCGAAACGAGGUGCCCGGUGUCGCAGCGUGUCCAAAACCUCGGUUAAGGAACAGUAAAUGUGAGCUUUACAUUAACCCUUUGCGACCUCCACCAAAACGGGGGGCGGGUUGGGGGGGGCGGUGGGUGAGACAGGUGGACCAGCCAAAAACCCUGCCGACCCCUUCCCUGGGAAUCACCCUUCCCACCCUGCCAGUUAUGCAGCCAAGGACAACUUAAAGAAAUUAGAAAACAGUAAGCACUUAUUUUCUUACCUUGAUGCAGGCAUUCAGAUGAGAGACUAGGGAGCAAGUCCUUGUGAAUUCAUACCUGGUUAAAUGGAAACCUGGUGUGUCAAGCAUUUCUGUUAUUGUAGAGUAUGUGAGCGUCUUACAACCAGAUGGGGGGUAAAACUUGAUAUUUAUUUCAAACGGGUAUGUCCUGAUAGGAGAGAAGGGGCACUUUUUUCAAGUUUGUGACUUCUCUGAUGAAUUUAAAUACUGCCUUGCCACCCUUUGAAUGAGGGGGUUAAACUGAGGCCCCAUCUGCCCUCUCAGAUGUACUUAAAAAAAUUCCCUGCAGUAUUUUGAAGAAAAGCAGGUGAGUUCCCCCUUGUGCCCUGGCCAAUAUUUAUCUCUCAACCAAUAUCACUAAACUAGAUUAUCUGGUCAUUGCUGAUUGUGGGAUUUUGCUGUGUGCAACUGUGUGCCUACAUUAGAACAGUGACACCAAUUCAAAUGUGCUUAAUUACCAGGAUGUUGCCUGGGCUGGAGAGUUUUAGUUCUGAGGAGAGAUUAGAUAGUCUGGGGUUAUUUUCACUGGAGCAGAGGAGAUUGAGGGAGGACAUGAUUGAGGUGUAUAAAAUUAUG
Carcharodon carcharias (great white shark) is the source of this 2279-nucleotide messenger RNA. RefSeq lists its product as uncharacterized. The transcript is spliced from 8 exons. The record is from RefSeq and is a predicted model, not a curated record. Gene Ontology annotation, cellular component: endoplasmic reticulum membrane. Lineage: Eukaryota; Metazoa; Chordata; Chondrichthyes; Lamniformes; Lamnidae. Bases 155 to 1360 code for a protein of 401 amino acids. Gene Ontology annotation, biological process: endoplasmic reticulum to Golgi vesicle-mediated transport; positive regulation of GTPase activity. Gene Ontology annotation, molecular function: GTPase activator activity.